AUGGUGGCAGCCGGGUGUCCCCUUUGGUACCAUAAUUACACAUAUACAGACAUUCUUUACAAUCGUACGAAUGCACUGUCAGUUGCAGUACGGAGUGGAAACAAAGAGGGGCUAGAAGGGUGGAUUGAGAUGCUGUCCAGCGAUGAAGAGUCUCUUGAGAGUCUUUCAUCAGCAUUGCGCACUGCAGUAAGAUUAGGCAGAUGGGAUAUGGUUGAAAUGGCCGAGCAAUGUUAUACAGGGAAUCUAAAGCCCUUGGAGGCUGAAUGGCUGACCGAAGGCACGAAAUCGGGACAGCUGAAAAUUUUGCAGCAUCUUCUCCAAGAGCGAGGAUUGGAUGCUACAAUGCAAACUCCACGUUGCAAAAAGGGGUUAAUCUAUGCGGCACUCCAUGACUGUUCCAACGCAAGGAAGACCGCGGUAGUCAAGGCUCUUCUGGAACACGGGGCGAAUCCUAAUAGAGUUUAUCCGCCGAUCACGCAGACACUCUUUCAACGAGCCAUCGAGGACAGAGAAGUGGAGAUUGCGAAAUUGCUGGUGGAAUAUGGGGCAGAUGUGAACUCGGUCGGCAGCAGUAGCUUCGGCCUGGACUGGCGCCGCUGGUGCAUUUUUGCUUGCGCACGGUGCCAAUCCCCCCUUUCGGUGGAAAGGAAAGUCGUCAACUGGUUUGUUGUUGUGACGGAGAGCACGAUGAUUGGUUAUGUGGAGCAAGCAUUGAUAGAGUUGGGUUGGUCAGCGGGGAAUGUACGGGAUACGAAAAUCGACUACCUGGUGCUAGAGGGUCGAUCCAGAGGCGAAUAA
Penicillium angulare is the source of this 798-nucleotide messenger RNA. RefSeq names its product ankyrin repeat domain-containing protein. Gene Ontology annotation, molecular function: protein binding. The transcript has 2 exons. The record is from RefSeq and is a predicted model, not a curated record. NCBI's taxonomy places the organism in Eukaryota, Fungi, Ascomycota, Eurotiomycetes, Eurotiales, Aspergillaceae. The coding region runs from base 1 to 798 and encodes 265 amino acids.